GACCUGUUUCGAAUUUUCUCUUCUGGGUGGAAAUACAAAUGAUAUAUUGGAUACAAAGGGUGACUGUUGAUCUGGGUUUUCAAAGGUGAAAUGAUUCUUGUCUAGUGGCCAAAAUUAGCAGAAGGUAGCAAUUAUUCUGCAAUUGAUCCGAUGGAGACGCCCCAAACUCCCCAAACGCCCCAGACGCCCCUGACACCCCGAAGGAAGAAGAUGACAAAACAAUUGACUGGGAAACGUGAGGAUACUCCCCUGCAUUCGGUGGCAAGAGCAGGAAACCUACCUGUGGUCAUGGAAAUCCUUACCCAGACCACAGAAGAAGAGCUGAAAGAAUUGUUAUUGAAGCAGAACCAAUCAGGAGAAACAGCCUUUUAUGUGGCUGCUGAAUACGGUUAUGUUGAUGUCGUGAAAGAGAUGGUCAAGUACUAUGAUAUUGUAUCUGCAAGCGUCAAAGCCAGGAAUGGCUAUGAUGCCUUUCUCAUUGCAGCAAAGCAAGGGGAUCUGGAGGUGGUGAAGGUGUUGUUGGAGGCCCUACCAGAGCUAUCCAUGACAGUUGAUCUCUCGAACACUACAGCUUUGCAUACGGCUGCAACGCAAGGCCAUAUUGAGGUGGUAAAUAUCCUCUUGGAGCAAGGUAGCAGCUUGGUCGCCAUAGCCAGAAGCAAUGGGAAAACGGCCCUGCAUUCUGCGGCGAGGAAUGGGCAUUUGGAGGUUGUUAAGGCCCUUCUAAGCAAAGAACCUGGGAUUGCUGGGAGGAAUGACAAGAAGGGCCAGACGGCUCUCCACAUGGCUGUGAAAGGACAGAAAAUUGAGGUGGUGGAGGAGCUUAUCAAGUUAGACCCUUCUUUGAUCAACAUGGUUGAUACCAAGGGCAACACAGCACUUCAUAUAGCAUGCAGGAAGGGUCGGACUCAGAUUGUAAGGAAGAUAUUAAACCACAAUGUUACCAACAAAAAGGCGGUCAAUAGGUUAGGGGAAACAGCCCUUGACACUGCUGAGAAUAUGGGAAGCUCAGAACUGAUGCUGAUCCUACAGGCGAAUGGUGUCCAGAGUGCCAGGGCCAUCAGGCCAUCACAGACAAGCACAGCUCGAGAACUGAAACAGACUGUGAGCGACAUAAAACAUGAGGUCCACUACCAGCUAGAGAAAACUCGCAGCACAAGAAAACAUGUGCAGGGGAUAGCCCACAGGAUCAAUGAAAUGCACACAGAGGGCCUCAACAAUGCUAUCAACUCUACAACAAUUGUUGCCGUCCUUAUUGCCACCGUAGCUUUUGCUGCCAUCUUCACUGUCCCUGGCCAGUAUGUCGAUGAUCCUGAAGACAUACCUCCUGGGUUCUCCCUCGGGGAAGCAAACAUUGCUCAUAAAGCAUCUUUUAUGAUCUUCUUCAUCUUUGAUUCCAUUGCCCUCUUUAUAUCCUUGGCUGUUGUGGUAGUACAGACUUCAGUUAUAGUAAUAGAAAGCAAAGCCAAGAAACAGAUGAUGGCAAUUAUAAACAAGCUUAUGUGGUUGGCUUGUGUUCUUGUGUCUGUAGCAUUCUUGGCAUUGGCAUUUGUUGUGGUCGGUGAUCAUGAGAGGUGGUUGGCAAUUGGGGUGACAAUCAUAGGGACAACAAUCAUGGCGACGACAUUGGGCACCUUGUGUUAUUGGGUAAUUAUGCACCGGAUUCGUGCCUCAAAUUUGAGGUGCAUUCGGAGAUCAUCAUUGGGAAGCAGGUCACGGUCGUGGUCCAUGUCUGUGUUAUCAGAUACAGAGCUUAUGAACAGUAAGACCAUGUAUGCAAUUUGAGAUCUGCUGUAUCUGGCCUCUCAGGUUCUCUUCUCUGACCUCUGUGUAAUUUUUGUUCUUCUUAGAUGUAUAUUUCUGAAUGUGAACUUGUAAGAAUAGUUUCUCCCUUCUACUACAUUGAAGCAAAAGCUGGCUCAUGGUCAGCUUUCAAUUGCCCAAACUAAAACACUGUUAAAGAUGUAUAAAUUUUGGUCAAUCAAUAUAUCAGUUUCAACAUCGUCUCUUUUGG
Molecule: messenger RNA, 2014 nt
Organism: Telopea speciosissima
Lineage: Eukaryota; Viridiplantae; Streptophyta; Magnoliopsida; Proteales; Proteaceae
Product: ankyrin repeat-containing protein At5g02620-like
Exons: 3
Coding region: 151-1785 (544 amino acids)
Cellular component (GO): plasma membrane
Molecular function (GO): protein phosphatase regulator activity; protein phosphatase 1 binding
Source: RefSeq, a predicted model, not a curated record